AUGACGAGCAGGAAUCUCAUGCGCCUCGCCAGCCGCUCCGCCGCGGCCACCGCCCCAGCCAUCCCAGCUUCUUCCUCCUCCGGCGGCGCCCUUUCACUGUCGCGCGCCGGAGGCCGCUCGCUGCGCGCCUCCUCGCCGCCUCCUCCGGCUUCCAUCUCCUCCGCCGCGGGCUGGGAGUUCCGCACGCUGCGCAGCGACGGCGAGGACUGGGAGGAGGUCGUCGUCGCCGCGGGGGAUGCCGACGCAUCUGACGCCCUCCAUGAGGCAACGGAGGAGCAUGGUGUUGUGUUCGGGGUCGCGCCCACCGACGACGAGGUCCGCGCCGCCGUCGCCAGCAUCAAGCAGGUGUUUGAGAAGGCUCCUGCCGUGGACUCUGAAGCGGCUGAUCUACAAGCCCUCGCAUUGCCCAUCUCAGGGCACCCUUCGUCUGGGAUAUUCGUUAAUCAUUUUGCUUUGGGUUCUGAUGCAUCUGAGGUCGGACUAGAUGAAUGGACUGAACCUGCUAGGCUCGUUCUUAACUCAAGUGCUCUUUUGACAAAGGAACAUCGAAGUGUACUGGAUGCAUUCCACCUAUUGCACGAAGACGCUUCUGUUCAGAAAAUGGUUAUGGCCUUGUCAACUGACAAGGCUGUAUGGGAUGCUGUGAUGAACAACGAUGUGGUACAAGAAUUCAAGAGAUCCUUCCAGGAUGCCAAGGAAACUGAUCUCAAGGGAAGCUCUACUGCUCCUCCUGGAUUUAUGAUGUGGGUCCUGGAAAACACCCAGGCAAAAAUCAGGGAAUUCCUUGAGAAAAUACUUGGGCUCGUGAAUAUGCUUUUUCAAGCCGGGGGCAAGAACUACGAUUUCUCUGAUGAUAUAGUGAAGAUGUCAUUCAUGCUCUCGGUGUUCGUCUUCAUCGUGGUAACUAUCGCUCGUAUACGCUGA
Miscanthus lutarioriparius is the source of this 924-nucleotide messenger RNA. NCBI's taxonomy places the organism in Eukaryota, Viridiplantae, Streptophyta, Magnoliopsida, Poales, Poaceae. The record is from the annotation of a GenBank genome assembly.